Messenger RNA from Colias croceus (clouded yellow), 1250 nucleotides. Its product is annotated as alpha-tocopherol transfer protein-like. The transcript is spliced from 7 exons. Bases 325 to 1230 code for a protein of 301 amino acids. The record is from RefSeq and is a predicted model, not a curated record. Gene Ontology annotation, cellular component: membrane. Gene Ontology annotation, molecular function: phosphatidylinositol bisphosphate binding. Lineage: Eukaryota; Metazoa; Arthropoda; Insecta; Lepidoptera; Pieridae.
CAAAAAAAAGAGAUGCAAAUAUUAUCCUGAAUGGGAUAGAAAGGGAUGGACUGUUAAACGUCUACAACUUCAGAGCGAUCGUUAUUUCAGUGAGAAUAAUUAAAAAUUAAAUGUGGUUUAAAAAAUAUAAUUCGAGACACACGCACACAUGAAUAUAAUUUUAUUGUUGCAUAAUAAUAUUCUGAUAACAUAUCUUUGAGAUUAUAGGAUACGACGUUCCACCUCCAUUAAUAGCAGAAAAUAUUGUGUUAUGAAAUACGUGUAUUGUGAACGAAUGUCAGUUUGCACCUUUUGAUUAGCCAGGUUUAGUCAUUCAGUAUUAAAAUGGAGGUCCAAGAAUUUCCCGUAGAAGCAGAAUACACGAAAGGCACUGGUGUCACUCCUGAUGAUGUAGCCAAGAUUCGGAAGUGGUUGCAAACUCAACCGCAUCUACCAGAAAAAUAUAUUACAGAUUUAGACAUCAUCCAUGCGUAUUACAGUUGCAACAAUAGCAUUGAAGUCGCCAAACAAUUAAUGGAUCUAAAUUAUUCUUUACGAACUCUCUUCACGUCGUAUUUCAAGGAUCUUGUAUUUGACUCUAAAAUGGAGGGGAUUUUACAAAGACAGUUAUUCGUGUUCCUCCCUGGAAAAUCAAGAGACGGUAAUACAAUUUUGUACACUCAUGGAUUGAAUACUGACCCAAGUUUAUUUGAUGUCGCUGACUGUAUGAAGGUAUUCUUCUUAACUAUAGACUUCUGGCAAUACGAAUGUGGAACAGCCCCAGGCCUGGAGCUGGUGGUCAACUUCGAAAACUACAACAUGAGCCAUGCGCCGAAAAUGGACCUUAAAAACUUACAGCAGUUCUUGUAUUAUGUACAGAAAGCAAUACCAAUAAAAUUGAAGAUGAUACACUUACUGAAUUCGCCUCCAUUCAUCGAGAAGCUGAUGAAUGUGAUGAAGCCAUUUAUAGCAAAUGAACUAAUGGAUAUUGUUCUACCACACUCUGAGGGAUUUAAGACUUUAAAAGAAUAUAUUCCAAUUGAAGCCUUUCCGAAGGAAGUUGGGGGAAAUAAUAAGCCGCUAGAUGAAUUACUUGAUGAUGUAUUAAAUAAGUUGCGAGCGAACAAAGCUUUCUUCGAAAAUGAAAAUAAGAAGAGAGUGGUGGAGUCCCUGAGGCCUGGCAAACCGAAAACUUACACAGAUAUAUUUGGGGGUGUAGAAGGGUCCUUUAAAAAACUAGACAUUGAUUAGUAAAUUAUUUAUAACACUGA